Messenger RNA from Polyodon spathula (Mississippi paddlefish), 4248 nucleotides. Its product is annotated as anoctamin-1-like. NCBI's taxonomy places the organism in Eukaryota, Metazoa, Chordata, Actinopteri, Acipenseriformes, Polyodontidae. Gene Ontology annotation, cellular component: plasma membrane. Gene Ontology annotation, biological process: chloride transmembrane transport. Bases 335 to 3463 code for a protein of 1042 amino acids. The transcript has 29 exons. Gene Ontology annotation, molecular function: protein dimerization activity; chloride channel activity. The record is from RefSeq and is a predicted model, not a curated record.
GUUUGUAUGUUUAAGGUGAUCAGUGAAUGGAUGGGCGGCAACGUGCUACAACUUAUCAGAAAGCGUGUGUUUGUUGAGGGAUUCCAUUGACUGCAUCUGUGAAUUUCUUAAACUUUGUGGACGGACUCACUGGGCAGGUGAAGCGCGGUGUCACGCAAAUAGGAGUGGCGAUGGAUGAAGGUAAAAACAGGCAAAAGUCCUCUGUUUGUAUAUACCAGUAAGCGCAAGACCCGAGGGGGCUAAUCAUCUGGUACAGUGCUCUGACACUUAGUAACAGAAAAGCGAGGCGCCUGAGCUGAACCGUGGAGUAGGGUUUUAGAGGACACGGGCUAUCAUGGAUAAAAAUGGAACUGAACAUCAGAAAACAUGCCAGGAUAAUGGAUCCAGGCGAGCACGUAGAGGUAACUCUGUUCACACCAUCUCAGGGGUGGUCCUUGACGAAUUACAGAAAGCUUCCAUGAUGAAGAGAAAUGAGAAAUAUGGUUCUUUACCUCUUCGAGAAAAACAGGUGGACAUCAUUAAGAUCAAGGCCAUUGAGGACAUUGGAUAUGUCCAAACAGAUGCCAUGAUUUUAAACUCUAUGGUUCCUGAACAGGACUCCAGCUGCCAACAAGGCUUGUACUUCCAAGAUGGGAGCAGGAGGGUGGAUUACAUUCUUACCUACCAGAUCAAGAAAUCAGGGGCCUUCAGGAAACAGCCGACGCGCCACGGAGACAAUGCCUGUAACCGUUCCACCAAGAAAGACCAGCCUCUCCCAAGCAAGAAAAAUGACCCUGAGAUUGGAGAACAGGACCUCAGUAUGGAUUACCACGAGGAUGACAAGCGAUUCCGCAGGGAAGAGUUUGAAGGCAACCUCUUGGAGGCUGGCCUAGAACUGGAGAAGGACGAAGAUUCCUGCAGAGAUGCAGAUUCUGAGCAUGGCUCUCCGACGGAUCAAACACUGACAAAAACUUAUGGGAUAGGAUUUGUGAAAAUACACGCUCCUUGGAACGUGCUCUGUAGAGAGGCAGAGUUUAUGAAGCUCAAAAUGCCAACCAAAAAGGUGUAUGAGGUUAACCACAGCCAUAACUUUGUGGAGAAAAUCAACACAUUUAUUCAUAAAAUAACAGAACCACUUCACCCCAACUUGGAAGAAAAAAGAAUAUCCUCAGUAAAGCACCUCUCCUAUCCUUUCUCAAGAGAAAAGCAGCACUUGUUUGAUUUAUCAGACAAAGAUUCCUUUUUUGACAGUAAAACGAGAAGUACAAUAGUUUAUGAAAUACUGAAGAGGAUAACUUGUACCAAAGCCAAAUACAGCAUGGGGAUUACCAGCCUGCUUGCCAAUGGAGUUUAUAAUGCAGCCUAUCCCUUACAUGAUGGUGAUUGUGAAGGUGAAAAUGCAGAGCCUAAUGACAGAAAGCUCUUGUAUGAAGAAUGGGCAAGCUACAGUGUAUUUUACAAAUACCAGCCUAUUGAUUUGAUCAGAAAAUAUUUUGGGGAGAAAAUUGGUCUGUACUUUGCCUGGCUUGGCGUUUACACACAGAUGCUUAUCCCAGCAUCCCUGGUUGGGAUUAUUGUGUUCCUCUAUGGCUGUGCUACUGUGGAUGAUGACAUCCCUAGCAUGGAGAUGUGUGACGAUCGUAUCAACAUCACAAUGUGCCCCCUGUGCGAUCGAACCUGCAGCUACUGGAAGCUCAGCACCGCCUGUGCCACGGCACGUGCCAGCCAUCUCUUCGACAACCCGGCCACUGUCUUCUUCUCUAUCUUCAUGGCACUGUGGGCUGCCAUGUUCAUGGAGCACUGGAAGAGAAGACAAAUGCGGCUCAAUUACAAAUGGGAUCUGACAGGCUUCGAGGAAGAGGAGGAAGCAGUCAAGGACCACCCAAGAGCUGAGUACGAGUCCAGAGUUAUGAAGAAAUCAAUGAAAAAAGAGCACAGAAAGAGAAAGAAACACCCGGAGGUCGUGAACGAGGGAACAAACAAAUGGAAACAAACAGUUGAAACUGCCAUGGCUGGGGUCAAGCUGACUGAAAAAGAGAAGCUGACCUGGAGGGACAGAUUCCCUGCCUACAUGACAAAUGCUGUCAUGAUUCUGUUCAUGAUUGGUCUGACAUUUGCAAUAGUGUUUGGCGUGAUCCUCUACCGCAUCUCCACAGCUGCAGCGCUGGCUAUGAGCUCUAGCCCCAGCACCAAGUCCAAUGUGCGGGUCACUGUCAUGGCCACAGCGGUCAUCAUCAACCUGGUGGUCAUCCUGAUCCUGGAUGAGCUCUACGGGUACAUUGCCAGAUGGUUGACUCUGAUUGAGGUCCCAAAAACUGACAAAAGCUUUGAGGAGAGGUUGAUUUUCAAGGCAUUCGUACUGAAGUUUGUGAACGCAUUCACACCUAUAAUGUAUGUUGCUUUCUUCAAAGGAAGGUUCAUUGGCCGUCCAGGAAACUAUGUCUAUGCAUUUCAAUCUUUCCGAAUGGAAGAGUGUGCGCCAGGAGGAUGCCUCAUGGAGCUAUGUAUUCAACUCAGUAUCAUUAUGCUGGGUAAACAGCUCAUCCAGAACAACCUGUUUGAGAUUGGAAUUCCCAAACUGAAGAAACUGAUCAGAUACUUCAAGUCAAAAAGAACAUCUGUGCCAGAGGAGGAACACAACAAGAAGCUACAGUGCUAUGAAGUUGACUACUACCUGGAGCCAUUUGCAGGGCUUACGCCCGAGUACAUGGAAAUGAUGAUACAGUUUGGAUUCGUUACCCUGUUUGUGGCUUCAUUUCCGCUGGCUCCCCUUUUUGCAUUGUUAAACAACAUAAUUGAGAUUCGUUUGGAUGCUAAGAAGUUUGUAGCAGAACUCAGGAGACCAGUGGCUGCACGAGCAAAAGAUAUUGGAAUCUGGUACAAUAUUCUAAGAGUAGUGGCAAAACUGGCAGUCAUCAUUAAUGCAUUUGUGAUCUCGUUCACGUCUGACUUCAUCCCGCGCCUGGUGUACCUGUACAUGUACAGCACAGACGGCUCCAUGCAUGGUUUCAUCAACCACACCCUGUCCUACUUCAAUGUCAGCGACUUCAAGUCAGGGACUGAGCCCAUUGAGCCCAUGGAGCUGGGCUACAAGGUGGAAAUUUGCAGAUUCAAAGACUACAGAGAGCCCCCUUGGUCAAUGAAUGGUUACGACAUCUCUAAACAAUUCUGGGCUGUCUUGGCAGCUAGAUUAGCAUUUGUCAUUGUCUUCCAGAAUCUGGUGAUGAUCAUGAGUGACUUUGUGGACUGGAUGAUCCCAGACAUUCCCAAGGACAUUAGCGUGCAGAUCCAUAAGGAGAAGGUACUCAUGGUGGAGCUGUUUAUGAAAGAAGAACGGGGCAAGCUGCAGAUGCUGGAGAACAUGAUAGCAAAGGGCAAGGAACCCAAGAGCAAGGAGAACUGUAACAACCACAGUCCUAUGAACCGACCCCUAUGCCACAAGGGGAGCAGCACUUCUUUGCAUUCACAAAAUAUUGAUGUAUAAGAGAUGGCUUUAAAAAAAAAAAAAAAAAAAAAAACAUAACAUUCAAAAUGUUAUUUGUCUGGGCAUUCCAUAGAAUGAUGUACUUGAGAAGAAAGCAUCACAGUACGAGUUGUGUCAGUGUGUAACUGCCGAUCUCAGUCCUGUCAUUGUUCAGUUAACUCAAUGAUCUUACAAAUGUGGAGGACCACAUUACAAACACAUUUUUUUUUUUUUUUUUUGCACAAAACAAUCCAGCACAGGGAAAUGUGUUUAAUAUAUCUUAAAGAUGCAGCUUACUCAGCAUGAUAAGGAUGAGCCUUUAGAAAUAGCUUCUCAUUUCCAGGCAUGAGCUGAUAACCUAUUUUUUUGUUUGUUUGUUUUGUUUUUUUUUAAUUAAAAAAAAUUGCUGUCAUUGGUUAUGAUCCUUAUGAAACUGAUUUUUUUUUUGUUGCACUUAUUAAAAUGUGUAAAAAAAGCUAAUCUUGGAAUCAAGGAUUUAAUUGACAGUUUUUAAAAACUGAUCAAUGACCAAACACUAAACAAUACUAUAACAGUGGAAAAAAUAAAAUGCAUUGUCCUUUUCAGAUUAUUAUUUUUUUUUUACAAAUUGUAAUCAAGAAUGUUUCCAUCUCUUAAAACUGUUCUUCCAUGCAAAAAUAUUUUUUUUAUUUUAAUGAAUCGCUACAUGAAGGUCAUAGAUUCCGACCUAUUAACCCUUUACUCUCUAUCUUAGGAGUUAUGGCUAAGCGGAGGUACAGUGUCGGGGAUAGAAGUGAGCACUUUUACAGGUUUUAUAUAUAUAUAUA